Molecule: messenger RNA, 924 nt
Organism: Iphiclides podalirius (scarce swallowtail)
Lineage: Eukaryota; Metazoa; Arthropoda; Insecta; Lepidoptera; Papilionidae
Source: the annotation of a GenBank genome assembly
AUGUCUUUGAAGAAGGAGUCCAGAACUGAUGUGCAGUUCCAUCUGGCGGCGCUGCGUGGCGACUGCGACCGGCUCAGGCAGCUCCUGGACACCGGGAAGGUGCACAUCGACUCACGGGACAGGGAUGGAACGACCCCGCUGAUCCUGUCUGCAGCGAUGGGCCACACGGACUGCGUUCGAGAGUUACUGGCGCAGGGCGCAGAUCCCGCUUGCUGCAGAACGACGGGGACGAGCGCGCUGUUCUUCGCGGCGCAGGGCGGUUUCCUGGACAUCGCGUGCCUACUCCUGGACGCCGGGGCCCAAAUAGACACACCCAGCAAGGAUGGUGGUACACCGUUGUUCGUGGCUUGCCAAUGCGGUCACCUGUCAGUAGUCGAAGAGUUAAUACGAAGAGGCGCCAACGUCAACUCUUGCAUGAAGGACGGCGCGACGCCGCUGUUCAUUGCGGCGCAGAACGGGCACGAGGCGGCGUGCGCGGCGCUGCUGCGGGCGGGCGCCGCAGUGGACGCGGCGCGCGCCGACCGCGCCACUCCGCUCUGGAUCGCGGCCCAGUGCGGACGUGCGCAGGCCGCGCGCGUGCUGCUGGCCGCCGGCGCCAGCGUGCACGUGGCGCGCCGCGACGGCGCCACGCCGCUCUUCAAGGCCGCGCACAAGGGCCACGCGCAGGUGGUGGCCGCGCUGCUGGAGCACUCGCCGCGGCCGGGGCUGCUGGCCAACGGCCAAACAGCCCUGCACGGCGCCGCCAUGUUCGGCCGGCUGGCCUGCGCGCGGCUGCUGGCCGAGCGCGCGCCGCACCUGCUCAACGCGCGCAACGCGGCCGGCCUGACGCCGCUGCAGGCCGCGCAGGCCGCCGGCGCCCACGACGUCGCCGCCCUCCUGCGCUCGCUCGCCCCCCCGAGCGCCCCCCCCUCCGCGCCCCACCGC